CUUCGGUGAACUCCAGGCUGGCGUGACAACAUUGCUUACUGUGGUUUGCGUAGGAUAAAGUUACCGUGUACCGAAAGGUGGCGCUAUGGAGCCGGUCGUCUACAGCAGGCACGAGUUGCAAGGCAAAGUACUUACAGUGACCGGACCAGUCCCACCUGACAGUAUAGGGAAGACUUUGAUGCACGAGCAUAUCAUAGUGGACUAUGCCAAGAACUUCGGACCGCCCAUUGGUGACUCGUCACGUGCCAGGGUAGGAGGGCUGUCAUUGGACGAGCAGAGACAGCUAUGGGAGGAGCCACUGUCAAUCAAGAACGUAGGACACUGCAGGGGGUACUUUAACCAGAACAAAGACAAUAUGGUGUUGGACAACGAACAAAUGAUGGUGAAUGAAGUGGAAGUUUAUAAGAAAUUUGGAGGGGGAACAAUUGUUGAACAGUCUGUGUGUGGGAUGUACGGAGAUCCCACAGCUCUCGCGAGAAUCAGCGAGACUACAGGAGUGCGGAUUGUUCACGGUAGCGGCUACUACCUGUCACGUGUGCAUCCUCCAGACAUGGACGAGAAAACCGUCCCACAGCUGACACAACAGUUCACUCAGGAGAUUCUAGCAGGACACAAAUGCGGUGUGCAUGCCGGUAUCCUGGGUGAGCUGGGCUGUAGUACUGUCCUGGCACAGAACGAGGUCAAGGUUCUACAGGCCGCAGCUGUCACUCAACAGGAGACGGGCGUGGCCAUCUCCAUCCACCCAGGAUCUGUCCCGUGUGUGAUCAGCCACGUGGAUCGGGGGAUCCUCACGGUACCUGACAUGAUCUCCCUGGCCCGGCAGGGCUGCGUGCUGGAGUUUGACCAGUUUGGCUGGGGCUGUUCCUUCACACACGCUCUACAACACGGCAUCGACUAUCCCAGCGACUUCGUACGCUGUCAGAUGAUCCGAGAGCUACGGGAUGCUGGCUUCAUCAAACAGGUUGUGCUGUCCCAUGACAUUGCUUUCAAGUCUCGGCUGACCCAGUACGGAGGGGAGGGGUACAGCUACCUGCUGAAGAACAUCGUGCCGUACAUGCUGCAGAGAGGGCUGACCGAGCAGGACAUAGACACAAUGAUGGUUCAGAACCCCACACGUUUACUGACUAUUGUCUAAAACACAUCAUUUAUAACG
Messenger RNA from Branchiostoma floridae (Florida lancelet), 1153 nucleotides. Its product is annotated as phosphotriesterase-related protein-like. Gene Ontology annotation, molecular function: hydrolase activity, acting on ester bonds; zinc ion binding. Bases 86 to 1135 code for a protein of 349 amino acids. The transcript is spliced from 8 exons. The record is from RefSeq and is a predicted model, not a curated record. Gene Ontology annotation, biological process: catabolic process. Lineage: Eukaryota; Metazoa; Chordata; Leptocardii; Amphioxiformes; Branchiostomatidae.